UUGUGUCGCUACAUUAAAUUUCUCCACGGCUUGUUGGGUUGUGUCGACAUCCAGCUCCUCGUCUUCUUCUCUGGUCUCUCUAUUUCCUAUUUCUCAAGCUCCCUUUUCCAGGAGAGCUCUGCUCCACAAGCCUCUCACGACAAGCAAGAAGAAACAAGGAGCCAUCUUGAGACCAAAUGGCUGGCUUUGGGCGUUCCAACUCUCUGAGCAUCAAUACGGGUGGUGGCCUUUUCGGCAACAACACAGCUCAAGGUCAACAACAACCACAACAAGCGCAAUCCGGCUCACUGUUCGGCAACUUGAAUAAGCCCGCGAGCGCGACCCCCUCUACUGGGGGUCUGUUUGGCGGCGCCUCAGGCGCAAACACACAGACCCAGGCACAGAGUGCCACUCCAUCAGGCGGUUUAUUUGGUGGUGCGCAGUCAAAGCCCUCGCUAUUCGGCUCGUCAACCCAACAGACAACAACAACAGCAACACCAUCUUUGUUCGGAAACAACACCUCCACCCAGCAGAACCAAACAUCCACUCCCUCGUUGUUCGGCUCGACGCAGCAGCAGGCGCAACCACAAAAUAGCUUGUUUGGAGGAAUGAACACCCAGAACAGGUCCAACACUUUGGGCGGCUCUACGCUGGGAAGCACUCAAAUGGGAGCGAGCGCACAGCCAGUCCAGUUAACAUUGGACUCGAUACGAGGAACCACGCGCUUCAACGACCUGCAUCCAGAGCUGCAAACUCUGAUCCAGCAAUUCGACGAGGGCAUACAGCGGAAAGUCAACUACUGCAAUCAAAUCCGCGAGUCGCUCCCGGGUAACGAGCGUGAGAUUGCGACCAUUGCGCCCGAUGUCGCAUACAUUGAGACUUUCCUGUCCACAGUCGAGGUAGGACUAGACAACGACUCGGCGAAUAUUGCGCAUCUAAAGAGCCUGGUGAAAAAAGACGCCGAGGACGCAACCCUCAGCUUCCGCGCAAUCGAAAACCAGCGAUUACCGGCGCAAUUCCAUUACCGCAACAACGCGAACCUCACAGCUUCGAGCGCAAAGGCACCAACUACGGGCGCUCUCGACGACGAUGAUUCGACAAAGCCUGUGGACCUGAUGGGCUACUUCGAUCGCCGAACAGACGAGCUCGGCCGCACACUCGAUGUGUACCAGCGACAAAUCCGCGAGAUCGAAGCACAUCUGCGCACAAUGGAAGCCGGUACAGUGGAAAAGGCGCAGCAACUGACGGGUAGCCGUAGCGCGCCCCGUGAUCAGCGACGCGAGUUGGUCGAAGCUCUCAAGGCCAUCGAGGGCGCUAUCUUGGACUCUGCAAAGAAGGUGGGACACGUCAGAGAUGAAGUGACCAAGCAGACACUCGGUAGCGUUGGCGCGACUCUGCUCUAAAGACAAGAGUCCAGUUUUUGUAGGGAUGCGGCAGUGGGGGGGGGAGGGGGGGUUCUGGCUUCCAUGCAAUGCUUUUCCCGUGUAUAUCAUACACUUAUUCAUGGACAUGUAUAAUUUACCACGAGCCGGUCAUGUUUGAAAUCUAGCACGUGUAGUUGUCUGGGCAUUUCCCAGAAAAUACAUAGAUACCCAAAGGAACGCGCAUGUCAU
Molecule: messenger RNA, 1592 nt
Organism: Exserohilum turcica Et28A
Lineage: Eukaryota; Fungi; Ascomycota; Dothideomycetes; Pleosporales; Pleosporaceae
Exons: 3
Coding region: 177-1382 (401 amino acids)
Biological process (GO): nucleocytoplasmic transport
Cellular component (GO): nuclear pore
Molecular function (GO): structural constituent of nuclear pore
Source: RefSeq, a predicted model, not a curated record